AUGAAAAUCCUUGUGUUAUCUCUGGUGGUGCUGGCCAUCUUUGGAAUACAAUCUCACGGGUUUGAGGUUUAUAACAUCGUCAGCCCUAACAACAGUGGUGGCAAUGUUCAGGAGACAGUGACAAUCGACAAUGAAAAAAAUACCGCCAUCGUUAACAUCCAUGCGGGAUCAUGCUCCUCUACCACGGUCUUUGACUAUAAACAUGGUUACAUCGCCACCAGGAUCCUCUCCCGGAGAGCCUGCUACAUCCUGAAGAUGAACCAUGAAGCCAUCCCUGCUCUGGACCAACUCAAACGGUACAUCUACGAGAGGCAGGCUCUGAACACCAUGUUCUCCAACAAAUACACCUGGGUCAAGUACAACCCGCUGCAGUCCCUGCUCACAGACGUGAAGUGGUUCGUGUUCGGGUCACCCAUCGAGCAGCUCUGCAAACACAUUCCCCUGUACAAGGGGGAAGUGGUUGAAAGAACACAUGACAUCGGUGCUCAGGGCUGUGCAAAGGCUGGGCUCCUGGGCAUCUUCGGGAUUUCCGUCUGUGCAGACGUUCACGUUUGA
This is a messenger RNA of Molossus molossus (Pallas's mastiff bat), 555 nucleotides long. It is a transcript of the gene GKN2, whose product is annotated as gastrokine 2. The record is from RefSeq and is a predicted model, not a curated record. The coding region runs from base 1 to 555 and encodes 184 amino acids. The transcript has 6 exons. Gene Ontology annotation, biological process: regulation of cell population proliferation. Lineage: Eukaryota; Metazoa; Chordata; Mammalia; Chiroptera; Molossidae.